This is a messenger RNA of Misgurnus anguillicaudatus (oriental weatherfish), 1410 nucleotides long. It is a transcript of the gene myct1a, whose product is annotated as myc target 1a. NCBI's taxonomy places the organism in Eukaryota, Metazoa, Chordata, Actinopteri, Cypriniformes, Cobitidae. Gene Ontology annotation, cellular component: nucleoplasm. The record is from RefSeq and is a predicted model, not a curated record.
CUGCUGCUAAUUUUACGCAGGAAGGCAGGAAAUGUUAAGUGAAGACUUUGCUAUGCCACAAACAACAGAGCAACCCUGGCCCUGCAGAAGAUCCUGUGUGCCACAGAGCUGAGCCGUCCGGGGCUGAAAGAUAGACACGGGGCAGAGAGGAGGGUCUCGACAACUGAAACACAUACAGAAUAAAACAGAGGAAUAAAUUAAAAGGAAGUGGACUAAAGGGUUGAGGGGAGACCGUGUCCUCUCUUGGACACCUCUCUUGGAGCUAUGGCAGAUAACAGCACUCAUCCUAUUGUGGAAAUAUUGGGGUCUUUUGGAUUAAGGGAUGUGAUACUAGCCUUCUGUCUUUCUAUGGUUGUUGGUCUACUGCUGGGUGCUAUGGUCUACAUGUCUUUGACUUGGAUGUCCCGUCGUCGGGCCUCGGCAAAUAUCACACGCCUCCCCGUUCACCAUUCCCGUUCCACCACCCGCUCUUCCUCACCACGCUCUCGUCCUGGCUUCAGUCGACACAGCAGCAGCUACGACAGACGCAGCAAUAACAGUCUGGCUAACGCUGCCUUUUCUUUCCAUCGGCAGGCCUCUACCUCACCAACAGACUAUGGUGACUCGUCUGGCCGCAAAUCGAGUUUCAGGGCCUCUACCUUCCAUCCUCUUAUCCAGUGUAGUCAGAUUGCUCGUGAGGCCGAGGAGGCAACCCAGGGCAGCCUGCCACGGACCCCAACACUAUCAACAAACCCUGGUGCGGCUGGUUCAAACAACACAGUCAGUACUAUGAUUACUCCACCCAGGGCCAGAGCCAGACCCGAUUCCUUCUGGGGCAACAGCGAUCUAAGAGGUUUUCACGCUGGCCAGACUCCACCACCUGCCUAUGAUAGUAUCAUACGAGCCUAUCAAGAGACGACCACGUGAAGGGAGGAUAGAAACGAUAGUUGGGAGAAGAUAAAUAAAUAGACUUGGACUAGAAAAUCGGACAUCAGACAUCUCAGAUUCAGGUUCCUCCUGGGGUUCCAAAACCUUAGCAGACACGGCCAGUUUUCUCUUCUGUAUUAUAUUUAUGUGUUAUUUUGUGUUUGUGCACACAUGUGCAAAGUUGAUUUGAAAUGCAUAUAUUAGAGAAAGUAAAACAGAGACAGAGAGAGAUGAGCAAAAUAGAUAAAUAGAGAAGAUAUAGGGUAAUUUUCAUUUUUUGUAGAGUAUCCCUUUAAUGGUUUUACACUGUGGGACCAUUAUACGAUGUCUAUUAUUUUUUUUUACAAACUGUUUCUAUUACAAACUGCAAUAAGUAAAAUAAUUUUGCACCAUACUCAUUAGAUUGAGUAUUUAUUGCUUGGUGUUCCAGGGAUUCUGGUCUUUGUAUCAUUUUUCAGCAUAAUUGUACUCAUAGGAAUAAAAUGACACCAAGAUUUUGCAAUA